CGCAAGGUAUUGUGACUUGCCUGUGUUGAUUGUGGUGAUGCAAAAGAAGGCAUACAAAUAAUUUAAAGUGAAAUGAGAUAUUUUUACAUUUUUAAUGAUCACAAUUGGCUUUCCUAGAUUGGAGUUGUAGCUAUUUCUGCAUGGUUUGCUGUGGGACAGUUAAUGUUUUGUACUGACAAAGUAUUAACACUGCAGAAAGGAGAGAAGAAGAAGAAAAAGAAAAAAGUGUCCAACACAGACACGCUGCAGGAGCAGAGAAAAAACAAAAAGGAGAUGGAGUUUGAGCUAAAACUGGCCAAGGAGAAAGAAGAGAUGUACGAACGAGAAAAGCAGUUGAAAAUCAAUAGGCUGGUUCAGGAGGUUUCAGAGACAGAAAGAGAAGACCUAGAAGAGUCUGAGAAAGUUCAACACUGGGUUGAGAGUCUUUGUCAGACUCGGUUGGAACAAAUCUCUUGUGUGGAGAACGAGUCACCAGAGGUACACUGUGAGAUCUCCUUUGUUAUAAGCUCUCUGUGUGCUGUGGUCUUGCCUUAUGUGUUCCAAAAGAUGUAUAUUGAUUCUGGCAAAGAGUUAAAUAUUGUUAAUUUUCUUCGUUAAGGACUUUGACGUAAGUAAUUGGAACGUACAACUGCAUUACUCUCAAUUUCGAGCAGUGGCCGUUUUUAGUUGGGGAUGGAUAUUUAUACAGCCAUUAAUUUUCUAUAUCUUGGAGGUGGGGGUGUGGAUGAGCCUAUCACAGCUGCGUUCGGGUGUAAGUCGCCACCUCACUGAAUUAUAACUACCAUAAUAGGAUGAGUAGUUGCAGCGUAAGAAGACAAAAGAACGCCAUUUUAUAUCCAUUUGUCCUUGUUAAUUUACAGUACAGCGAUGCACGAGAUGCU
Messenger RNA from Nerophis lumbriciformis (worm pipefish), 881 nucleotides. Lineage: Eukaryota; Metazoa; Chordata; Actinopteri; Syngnathiformes; Syngnathidae. The record is from RefSeq and is a predicted model, not a curated record.